AUGACAAAAGUGAUAGCAAACACCACCAACUGCUUACAGUUCGAUCAGAAUGGAUUCUGUCUCAUCAUGCUGCCGGUCGAAGCGGGAAUGAUCGUCGGAAUCGUCAUCGCCGCCAUCGCCCUACUGAUUUUCGGCAUUAUUGGUAUCUGCUGUUACAUUAACAGAAAACAAAAACAGGAGAACAAACUCUACCAACUGAAACUCGCCCAGCUCGAACGCGAGAAGGGAUGUCGAUAUCCUGACCUCCCGAAACGGCAUGACAUUUGGGAAAUCGAACGUCGUAAUCUGAUCAUAUUCGAUGAGGUGAAGCUCGGAUCUGGUGCUUUUGGAGCUGUAUACCUUGGUAAGCUUCUUGGCAAGUCGCUAGGACACAAGGAUUCCACUUCGCCUUUGGGAGUAAAUCUUAUGAGAGCAGAAAACUGUCAGGUGGCCGUGAAAAUGCUGCCGGAGUACGCAGACGAGAUGUCAAGAAGUGAUUUCUUGAGAGAAAUUGGGCUGAUGAAAACACUUGGAUACCAUGAAAGAUUAGUCAAUAUGCUGGCAUGCAUAACGGAAUCUGAACCACUUUGCCUUAUCGUGGAAUACUGUAGCGACGGCGACUUACUGCGAUUUCUACGUGAGCGAUGUAAAUACAUGAUGAAGCUUGACGCAGCUGGUGUGAAUUAUCACGAACCACCAAUCGAUAACAGUUACGAUAUUGACAUGGUGAUCACCUUGAAGCAACUGCUCAUGUUCGCCGUACAAGUCAGCUACGGGCUGGAAUACUUGUCAUCAAAGGGCUUCGUUCAUCGAGAUGUGGCUGCACGUAAUGUCCUUGUUCACGGGAAAAACGCUUGUAAAAUUGGCGAUUUUGGUCUCUGUCGAAACUUGUACGCAGACAAUUCACUCUACAAAAGCAAGGGUGGACGUCUGCCGUUGAAGUGGAUGUCACCGGAGGCAAUUCGGCAUUACGAAUUUUCAGCACAAAGCGAUGUAUGGGCCUUCGGUGUGCUUCUCUUCGAAAUUAUUACACUUGGAGGUUCACCUUACCCCUCCGUCUCUCCUGAAGAAAUGCUACCAUUUUUGGAGAAUGGUGGCCGAAUGGAGCGUCCUGAUAAUUGCCCUGAAAACUUCUACGAGGUAAUGUGCGAGUGUUGGACUGUAGAUCCGCGGUUACGGCCGGAUUUCUCAGUGAUUCGGCAGAAGUUGGCCUCUCUAUUGGAGGAAAUUACGGAAGAAUACAGUUACCUAACUCUGGACGCCCAGAAAGACUACUAUAAUGUACAGUAUGGAGAUCAAAAGCCGGACGUCAUCGUGAUCCCCGAAUCGGAACUGAUAUCGAUCGAGCCAAUGAAGAAGACGUUGAGCACAUCAAUGUUAUCGAUCGACAGCCUUCCAGUCGAUGACGUGACCGCAUGGAGUGAUGACAAUUCAGAGAAGGAUUUGGAGGCAGAUGAUGUCACCAGACGGAAAACUGUUUCGGGUGAUACGGGCGAUUCAAUGUUGGGUGCAGAUAAUUCCGCCUAUAAAGGCGAUUCAUUAUAA
Molecule: messenger RNA, 1524 nt
Organism: Cooperia oncophora
Lineage: Eukaryota; Metazoa; Nematoda; Chromadorea; Rhabditida; Trichostrongylidae
Source: the annotation of a GenBank genome assembly